AUGGGAGAACCUGAAGGAUUGAUCAACAAACAUGUUCAUACUUCUCAACAAUUAGCUAGAGGAAUCGAACUUAUUCACUCUGGUGUUACAUGUUUUGCUAAAGCAGGAGGGUAGCAUAUGUCUGGAAUGGCAAGUGCAGUCGAAGUAUUAGGCUUGCGUGCGUGUUUGGCCGAGUCAAUUAUGGACUAUGGUGAGGGUUUGCCAGCUUCAUGGGCUGCUAGGACUACUGAUGAAUGUAUUAAGUUGCAGAAGGAUCUGUUUAUAAAACAUCAUAAUACAGCAGAUGGACGUAUCAAAGUGUGGCUUGGGAUAAGGAAAAUUAUGAAUUCAACUGAUCGAUUACUUACUGAGACGAGAGACACAGCAAAAGAACUAGAAACCGGGAUUCACAUGCAUAUUGCAGAGAUACCGUAUGAAAAUCAACUGAUUAUUGAAACUCGAGGAGUUGAUAAUGGAACUGUUACACAUCUCGAGAAGAUCAAGUUCCUGCAGAACAAUUUGUUGGCAGCACAUACUGUUUGGGUCAAUGACAAAGAGGUUGAUUGUCUCACAAAAGCUGGAGUUAAAGUAUCACAUUGUCCUGCUGCUUCAAUGAGAAUGCUUGGAUUUGCCCCCAUUAAGGAAAUGCUCCGCGCUGGUGUCUGUGUAUCCUUGGGUACAGACGGUGCACCAUCAAACAAUAGAAUGAGCAUUGUUGAUGAGAUGUACCUGGCUUCCUUGAUCAACAAAGGUCGUGAAGUAUUUUCCACGGGAACCACUGAUCCUACAGCUUUGCCUGCUGAAACAAUCCUCAGAAUGGCCACAAUAAACGGUGCCGAGUCUGUACUUUGGGACAAGGAAAUAGGUUCGCUCAAGGUUGGGAAGAAGGCUGAUAUCGUCGUGGUCAAUCCCUCUUCUUGGUCUAUGAUGCCAAUUCAUGACUGCCUCGUUUACUGCAUGAGAACUGAGAAUAUCGUCUCUGUGAUGUGCAACGGCUGUUGGAUUAUGAAAGAAAAGAAAAUCUUAGGCGUAGACGAGGAAAAGGUUCUAUCAAUGGCCAAGCAUGCCUCUGCUGAACUUUUAAAGAGAGCAGACAUACAAAUUCCAAACAGAAUGAAUUUUGUGUGA
Messenger RNA from Solanum lycopersicum (tomato), 1107 nucleotides. The record is from RefSeq and is a predicted model, not a curated record. NCBI's taxonomy places the organism in Eukaryota, Viridiplantae, Streptophyta, Magnoliopsida, Solanales, Solanaceae.